Molecule: messenger RNA, 2373 nt
Organism: Lepisosteus oculatus (spotted gar)
Lineage: Eukaryota; Metazoa; Chordata; Actinopteri; Semionotiformes; Lepisosteidae
Source: RefSeq, a predicted model, not a curated record
GGCUAUGGAAACCCGCAGACGCCAAACUUCAGGAAGUGCGUGAAAAGAGUGCGGCCUUCAGUUUCAGCUUCACGAUUUUGGAAGGGAUCUGUAUUGUUGCGUUUUUUAGAAAUAGUCAGAACGCUAAUACUUUGGGGGCGGGGUGGCUUACUAGUUUUUGAGCUUUUGCGAAUUUCGAUAUUUAAGAAAAAUCAAGGAGCCUUCUUGACUCGACAAACUAUUUAUGUUCCGAGUGCAACAACCCCGCUCAUCUCAUCGCUGUGAUUUAAAGGCGAACGAACGGAAAGUCUGUGGAAUAAAGUUUAGCUAGUUUCAAAGGCGACCCCUUUUUUAUUUUGCUUUUUUACGAACACGUUUCGAUCUUCCAUGGCCAUUUAUGAAGUUUACUCCCACCCUGCUUUACUGAGGUACAAGACCAGUAUCUGCACCAAAGCCACGCUUUUCCUAAUAAUCGUCCUGUGUCUCACCUACAUCUCUCCUUUGCUGGUGGCUUACAGAAGCCAAGGUUUCUGGACAAAGUCCAGCACGUAUGAGGAGCAACCCAGCAUCACGUUCCAGUACCAGGUGCUGUUAAUUGCUGCAACCAGCACCAGUGGAGACUAUGUAGCCUGGAGCACAUUUCAAAAUUUCAACAAUCUGCAGGGUGGCAACCUCAGAAUCCCUUCAAUAUCAGCCAGAGAGGAAGACCGGAAUCAGGAUGGGAAGUUUGACCAGCUGAACCUUCGUCUGGCGCUCCCACUGCGGCAGAGCGAGCCGGUGUACAGCGUUCAGCUCAUUCUCACCUUCUCCUACAAGCUCUUCAGGAUGUCCACCUUCAUCAUGCAGAGCAUGGCCUACAUCCAGCACUCCUCGUCUGUUCCAGGGUCUCAACUUUUUGUCAGUGGGGACCUCAAACUGCAGCAAAGGCAGCCACUGAAGCACAGAGGUCUUGACACCACCUAUAAUGUUUCUGUUAUCAAUGGAAACAGCCCCUUUGCAAGUGCCUAUGAUCUGACUAACAUCAUUGGCUCAUAUCAGGAAAGAAAUGUUUCCACCGUGCUGUCAAACCCCAGCCCUGUGUGGGUUUUGGGCCGAGCUGCCGGUGCACCCUUUGAAAUAAAUGCAGUCAUCAGAUACCCCGUGGAGAUCAUCACAUAUCAGCCUGGCUUCUGGGAAAUGAUCAAGUUUGCCUGGGUCCAGUAUGUCAGCAUCCUUCUCAUUUUCCUCUGGAUCUUUGAGAGAGUCAAGAUCUUUGUCUUCCAGAACCAGGUACUGCCCACAGUGACGGUCCCUCUGUUCAAACAGCACGAAUCCUAAUUCAGACCCUAAGACUGCAGACAGACGCUGGUUCAGCAUGACAUUGGUAUGCAUUUCUUCAGAGCUUUCAUUCAACAAUACUUGAAAACUCCAAAAACACUAAACUUUUUAGAUUCAUGCUUCAAUGCUCUACUGACCAGGUUAAUCCAACAAAAGAGAAACAAGGAUGGAUGUGUAUUUACUGAAGAGCUUAUCCGGAUCCUCUGCAGGUAUAACCAGUGUAUGUCCUCAAUCUAUUUAACCCCAGGGGAACAAAGCUACAUUUGUUGACCCUCUUCAGUAAAAGGGUACUAUGUCCUGGUUAGCCUGCUUUAGUAUUCAUCUAGGCAUGUUCUUAAGAUUCAUGAUUUGGUUUUUAUGAAAACGGCUCUCUUUACAGAGCUUGCACAUUACAGAAAAUUUAAAUCUGCCUCCUACAGAGGGAAAGAAACAGUUGUGUGAAAGAAUUUCAGUACAGAAUAUAUUGAUCAAGAUAUUGCCCCAGGUAUAACAGGAUGUUAGUUUAUGGAUGAUGCACAUUCAUGGAUAUAUAUGUUUAUUAAUUAUAUCUGGGAUGAAACUAAAACUGAUCACACAGCAUAUUGAACCAUUUAAAAUGUAUUUACAAACUACAGGCUUCCAUAAAAGCUGAUGUAAGUUUCUGAAUAGAUCUCUCAAUAAUACAUUUUAUAAGUUAUACUGCAGAAAGAUGUUGAAUUAUUAUGGUAUAUUUAAUAAAUAUACUGUGUAUUUAUAAAACAGUUUGCUUUUCUGCUUUGGCUGUGUGAUUUGUAUUUCAGCCUACAGCUUGUAAAACCUAAAUGGACCAAACUGCUGUGAGCCAACUGCCAGAUUUCCCGUAAAAAGUAUUUGCUUGAGCAAGAGUAUGACAAAUGGUUUUUCAUUGGAAAUUUUGCAUUUGACCUACCUAACCAAUUUGGUACUGAUUGAUCCAAGGAUCUCAUUCAGCUGUUUCUUGAAAGAAGGCGAAGUAUCAGUUUCAACAACAUGGUGGGAAACAUGUUCCACAGUCCCACAACCCUUGGGAUAAUGAAGUGCGUCCUGUUCUCAUCUUUAAAUACAAUUAUCUAUAGUUUC